Molecule: messenger RNA, 23067 nt
Organism: Xyrichtys novacula (pearly razorfish)
Lineage: Eukaryota; Metazoa; Chordata; Actinopteri; Labriformes; Labridae
Source: the annotation of a GenBank genome assembly
ACUGUUUUCGAGUAGGAGUACGAGGAGGAGGAGGUGGAGGAGGAGGUGGCGGAGAAGGAGGGGGGGCCCCACCACCACCACAGCGUGCGUCAGUAAGUCAAACAUGUUCCAAUAACGGGCUAUAUUAUCUGCUGCUAUUUGCAGUUUGCUGUAGCCAGGCGUCAGAGUGAGCCUGGGCAGGAAUCUGCAGCGCUUUUCUCCGUCUCUUUCAGUGAUGGAAACGGUCUCUAAAGGAAUGGCAUCUGCAAGGCUACAGGCAGGGAAGAGGUAGGGUGAAGUUUCCUGUUACUUUUGAUGUGUAUGAUUUUUUUUUUCUUUAAUCUAGUCGAAAUUAUGUAGUCUUGCACAGGAUAUUGAUUUUGAGCUUGAGCACCAGCCUUUAUAUUUCAUAACCAGGGGCAGUAAUUGAUGAUAUUGUUGGGAGAAAUAUCACAAUAUGUGUUAAAUUUUCUCAUCUGUUUUAAUUUUUUUCUCUCUCUCUUUACCUGCUAACUUGAUGUAAAAGUGCAAGAAAAGUCCUCAGACAAACACCUGCUGAAGCACACUGUCAUUUACAGCCUACCAUAGUCACCUACCACGAUAUUUAUAAAUAGCUUUUACAUUUAACUUGUAUCUUCUUUUGUUUUCAUUUCUUUUACUAUCUUAUGCUAUCAAUAUGUUAAUUGUUUAGCAACAAAACACAAUCAGACUCUGAUUCUGAUCUGAAUUUUUCUUGAAGGAAUCUAAUCUUUACGCCUGGAACUACAAGCACCACACAAAAAGACCACACAUUUAUCCAUCCCUGAGCUCUGAGACAACAAAGGAUGGCAGGGAGUGUGAGGAUAAAUACUGCAAUGGGACACAGAUCAGGGCCGUGGGCAGUGUGUGUCUUUCUUAGCUGGCUUGUCCUCGACCAGCUUGGGGUCAAUGCCCAGAACAAUGAGAGGAGGGUACUAGCUCAUAUCCCCGGGGACAUUAUCAUAGGAGCUCUGUUCUCCGUUCACCAUCAACCACCUGCAGACAAGGUAUGUGUUAUGUUUCUCUUUGUGCUCAUUUGCUUCUUUAUGUGAUAAAUGUUAGUUAUUCAGCUUUGCAAUGCUCGCUUAGGUUCAUGAGCGAAAGUGUGGUGCCGUGCGAGAGCAGUAUGGAAUCCAGAGAGUCGAGGCCAUGAUGCACACUCUAGAUCGAAUCAACGCAGACUCCACUAUCCUCCCAAAUAUCACCCUCGGCUGUGAGAUAAGGUCAGAAACCAUUACCAAGCUGUCUCAUAUUUUUCUGUUUUAAUCGUUCGGAUGAUGAGUGGAGAAUUCUGGUACAUGUGCAACAAUUUUGGCUCACCUGUUGGUCUGAGAGAUAGACCUUAAGGACUACUUAGUACAUAUAAAUGUUAUUAUACUUAUACCUUAAUGAUUCAGUACAUUACCAACAUAUUUGGUUGUAUCUAAACGUUUCAGACAGUUUUUUACACAAUCUGGGAUGAGUUGAAAUAGAAAAGGAUCAAUUUAGAAAGCAGAGUCAUAAAAAACCAUCGCAGGUGCCUGAAUUUAGCAGGCACCUGUAAGCAGAGAUGUUAAGUAUCAUCAGCAGUUAGGUAAUGAUCAUAAAUGGUGGGAUGCUUUUUGAAGUCAGCUUUUAUCGGAUGCACUUAGGCAAGGAUAGGAGGAUCUAUUGAUGAUGGUGUACUUUUUAAAAUUCAAGCCAUUCAAGGAGAGCAAGAGGCUUCACUAGCUGCUACAAACUACCAAAAAGCUUUCAGGUCUGCCAUAUCUGCCAACAACAAGUUGGGCAGAAUUGAGUACAUCCUAAAUAACUAUUAAAGGAUUAUAUUUGAAGCAAAAGUCAAACCUCCUAAAAGGGGGUACCUGCAUAUAGGUGGAUGGAGAAAUUAGACCCUAAAAGAAGACUGAUAGGUUACCUUAUAGUGUGGCUAAUGAAGUAAACCACACAGAGGCGGAAGUCUACUACCAAUGACGUAGAUUUCAAGCUUUUAGACUCACAGGCCACUCAGGCUGAGCAGUCUUACCCUCCAACAAAGGGUGGCAGAAGAUAUUGCCUGGACUAAAGCUAUAGCAACUCUCAAAUGACUAAUGCUUGUUUGUGGUGUGAAUCGAUCUAUUUCAAGCUCAUCCACACUGUAAAACAUGAGUGACAAAAUGAAUGGGAUUCAUGUCUUUCUGAAUUUGCUGAAACACUGUCAAGGGGAUCAAAAAAGGUACUUGAUAAAGUUUGGAAGAUACCAGCAUGAUUUGAGAGGCUGAAACUUCUGGAAUCCCUAAAAAAAAAAACAACUUUGGCAGAACUGUUCAUUACAGAUUUUGAAUUAAGUGUUUAUUAGAGACUUUCAUACCCAAGUGGCUACUUCAAACUAUCAUCCACUUAAUCCUACACUGCUUUCCCAAAUAAAAAUAAGAACUCAAUCCUUCACUCCCAGGGACUCGUGCUGGCACUCAGCUGUGGCACUGGAGCAGAGCAUCGAGUUCAUUCGGGACACGCUGGUGUCCAACGAGGAGGAGGAGAACCAGGGUAAGUGCACAGCGGAGCAGGGGAGCAUGCUGCUGCAGGGGAAGAAGCCGAUUGUGGGGCUGAUUGGACCUGGAUCCAGCUCUGUGGCCAUCCAGGUGCAAAAUCUCCUCCAGCUCUUCAAUAUCCCACAGAUAGCUUACUCAGCCACGAGCAUGGAUCUCAGUGACAAGGUAAGGCCACAUUACAAAAACAGUGGCAUCAACAGUUGGCUUUUUACUUGAGUUAGUGUGGACAAUAAUAAGUCAGUGCAAACUUUACAAUGUUACCAAACUUGGAACUGAAAUAUUUACCAUAAUGCAGCUUCUAACAAAUAAAACGUGAGAUUUUCUGAUUAGUUUCUGCAGCACCUGUAGAUGAAGCAGUACCUAUAACACAUGACAUUAGUAUUUUUUGACAGAAAACUCAUGCAUCUGCGUUUUUGUAACAGUUAAAUGUGUCACUUGUUAUUUGCUGAAGAAAAAGGGAAACAAAAAACAAGCUGUUUAAGUUGCUAAAAGUGUUACAUUGAAGUGUCUGUCCAGGUUUGCCUUAGAAGGUCAUGAAGAGAUAAUUGUGAAUUUGAAUCUGUUUUAUAACCUGUCAAAAAACUCUCCACAGAGCCUUCAAUGUAGAGUGACUUGUGGAUUUAUGUACGACAAGUAUACAGGUUGUCAUGUGAAAACGUAUUCAGCCCAACUUUGACUGUCUAAAUUUAUUUCCACAGAGCCUGUAUAAAUAUUUCAUGAGGGUGGUGCCAUCAGAUAUGCAACAGGCCAGAGCCAUGGUGGACAUAGUCAAAAGAUACAACUGGAGCUACGUAUCUGCUAUACACACAGAGGGUAAGAGGGUGUGUGCUUAUGCUCUGAUGUUUUAUAAAAGUCCACAUUUGUUGUCUUUUUUUAUGACAUUAUACCCUGAUAAGAUGUUAGUGGAUCCAAUGUAACAUUUUUAGUUUAAUACAAGAAGUACAAAUUUCAUGGAAGUAUUAAUUGAUAACACUUAUGUGCAUUAUUGUACAAGCUUCAAUGUUAACAUCCAGAGCGUGUUUCAAUGCAUUACACAUUAAAGCAUAAUACUUGUACUCCAGACAUUCUGACCAUGCAUUAACAAGCAAAAAAAGAGCCAUUCAUAGACUGUGUAUCAUUUUGGGUGUGAAAAAUCUCCUGCAGUGAGAAAACCGGAGCUGGAAAAGUCUUUAUUUAAACGUGUACUAAAUCAUCUUCCUCUAAAACUGCAGAUUUAGUUGUCACAUUGCUGUGGAGGCUGUAAUUAAUGAGAUGAAAUUGGAGUUGAUAUAAAACCAGCUCUUAUUAUUUAUUCUCUGUAAUGCUGUUCAUCAUUGGCAAAGCAUCACAGGGAACAUCUGGUUUGGCUGUGAACCCUCUGGGUGUGGUGGAGCUCUGUCCACUGCAAGCUUUAGCUACUGAUAGUAUUCUGGUGGCAGCAGCAGCUCAUUAUUCAGAUUACCCUCGUACAACUUCACUUCUUUGUCCUGUCUUAACUUUCCUUAAGGGGUUAUAGAUUAAACUGAGCCAGAGAGAUAUGUCAGGUACUUCGAAAGAUUUAAGAUUCAUUUAUUUACAACCUCUGCUUAUUUUUAUUUAUAUGACUCUGUCAUAUUUAUCACUGCAGAGUCGAGGCUAACUUCCAUCUAUUUUUUUUUCUUUUGGAGUAAAUUCAAGUGAAGACAUUUGUGAAAUAUUACCAAAACAGGGAUUAACAUUUCUUUAAAUAAUCCAGCCCGUAAAUCAGCUUUGCCAUCGCUCUGUAGAAACACAUCAGAAAGGUUGAACAUCAUUCAGUCAGCCUAAGUAUUCUAUACAGCUGCCAUAGAUUUACUGUAUGCUCUUCAAACCUAUUAGUGGUUGAUAUCAUAUGUUUGUUAUAAAUCCUCCAUGAUAGGGAAAAGAGGCUUUUAAGUUUGUGUCCUUACCAUUUUUUUCUUAUAUAAAAAGUCAUGCCAUGUCAUGUGUAACUCUUUUAACUGAAAAGCCCUUUGUUUUAAGGUUUAUGUUUUGUAACUAUUAAGCUGUCGCUUUGGAAGUGAAGUUGGCGGAUUUGCAAAAAUGACUGCACUUUCUUGCUGUUUUUUGGUAAUGCACUUAGAGUUGGUUUAUUUCUCAAUUGUAAGUAUACACAGUACAAAACAUUAAUAUUCUCAAGUUUUUAUGCUGUUUUCAUCAACCUCAGUGAGCAACUUCUAUUGGAAAAAAGGUCUUUAAGUCAUCAAUGUCCAUUGUUGAAGAUGUUGAUUUAUAAGUAGAUGCUUAUUCUGUGUCUACCUGGAGACACUGAUUGAAUAUCUACGCUCAGAAUUCUCCUGGUAGUUCUGCUCUGUCACAAGAGCCACAAUAACUUCAAACAUACAAUCAACAGAUAUUACAAGUUUUAUCAUGUCAGUGUUAAGGUCAAAAUAAAAGCACUCAUUUAUAAAAAGUUCAUGUUUCUGGACUUUAAUCUGGGUGGUGAAAUAUUUGGACUCCCUGAUCCCCGACAUGCCAAACCCUUGUAAAAGACAGUCAGCCAGGAAACCCCUCAGUAUUCAGGGGUCUUUCUGCCUUUAUAGUCAAGGCUUUACAGCUGGAGGUGUUUGCAAAGGGCAGUUCCCUUUUCCUUCCUCUGCUGUGAGUAUUUAAAAGUAAUCACUGUAAAAUGUGUCUAAUUCAUUAUAACUUGUCUUUUAUUUUUUAUUUUUUUUCAACCCUGUUUUAAAAGUGACAGAUUCUGUAGCCGGAAAAAAAUAUUGUAGAGAAAUACCAAGAAAUACUGGUUUAAAAUGUCAAGAAAUAGAUCUUGGGUGUUUAGACCUGAUAAUACCCUGUUUUCAACAAAAGUUGAACAUUGAAAUCCUAGUUAAAGCUCACUGGCAAUGCAGAGUUUGAUGAAAUAUUAUUCACUUCUCUAUAUCAAGAGCUACAAAAGAAAAAUAGCAAUUUUAUAUAAAAAUGACAGCCAAAAUAUGCCUUUAUGGGUGCAGAAGUACAUAAGAAGUACUGUACUGCCUACUUGGAAUUCAUUUUACCCACAUCUGCAGGCACAAACUUUUUCCACAUUUAAAUUCAUCAAUAUAAAAAAUGAAAAGGCCUUUUGAAAAGAAAGAAAAAAAGAAUACCCAAUUACUCAGAGUUGACUUAAGGUGAAAACACAGUUUAAAAAUGCAAGACUGUGCUAACCGUUCAAGAUGACAUGCCACAUAUGGGAGUAAAACUCACACGUAGUAAUGAAAAGAUGCCUGAAGCAGUGUAAUGCCCAGAGUGAGAGCACGCUUGCAAAGCAGCGAAAAGUAGGUGACCUAAUUUCAGGCAAAAACAGGGAAGUCAAACCCCUGACAGCUCCCGUAAUUGGGGACAAAAUUACCUGAUUCUCAAGUGUGAGCUGGCAUUACUCCAGUGUAUUUGCAUCCAAACUGCCUUCAUAAAGAUUCCUGUUAAGAUGAGUGUUUUGUCACAGUUCAAAAUGCUUGUUUUGUUGGGUUUAAUCGGGUUACAAGCCUGUGAUACUGUGAAUUUAGUAUUGUGUUUAUCACCAUUCCCUUUGUGGUUUCACCUUUGUAGGUAAUUAUGGAGAGAGUGGUAUGGAGGCAUUCAAAGACAUGGCAGCAAAAGAAGGAAUCUGUAUCGCCCACUCUGAUAAGAUAUACAGCAACGCAGGGGAGCAGAGCUUUGAUAAGCUGCUACAGAAGCUGCGAGCCCACCUACCCAAAGCCAGGGUGGUUGCCUGCUUCUGCGAGGGCAUGACGGUUCGAGGGAUACUGAUGGCCAUGAGAAGACAGCGCCUGGUGGGAGAGUUCCUGCUGGUUGGAAGGUGAGUGAGGGAUUGUGAGACGUGGGAUUCAUGACUCAGUUUUUUCACCCAUGGGCGCUUUGCUUUUUUUAAGAGGCUGAAAAAAGUGACUAACCAACUUGUGCUUCAGGUUUUUAUGUGUUUUGCAUUAAUUUCCACUUCAGAGUGUCUCCAGAUGUCCAUCACCAGCAGACAAGAUGUAUGUGUUGUCCUCUCAUCAUCAGUGUUAUCAUCUUCAUCAUGUACAUCAACUUCAUGAAGGAAAAUCAAGGUAUUUCAAAGUAAUUUCAUGUGAUAAUAACUGUCAUACAGACUAAUUUCCUGUUUUCUUCAUGUCGAAUGAAACUUCUUGUGUUUAAUUUUCUAUACUGACAUAGAUUGAAUCAGCCUUUAACACUUUUUUCCAGAUAUGACUUAUUCAAUCUCCUACUCGUUAAAUUAUAAUUGGCUAGAAAAAUACAUUUUACAGCUUUUAAAUGGGAAAAACGUGUAAGAAAAACAAAAAACUGGGCAUUAGAAGCACAUAAAACUUACGCAAUCAAAUGUAAAAGUAAAAUGAGAAUAAAAGCGGGAGAGAAGGGGUUGAUUAAGCAGCUGGUUUCACUCUGUCUCUCUCAUGUUCUGAGAAUAACAUGUCUUAUUUUAAGGUUUAGCUCUCUGGCUCUCUCUUGUCCCUGGUGUUCUAUAAAUGCCGAUCCUCAUUAGGAGCCACAUAUGUAGGCUGUCGCUCAAAUCUGAUGGCAGGAAAAAUAAAAUAACCUUGAACUACAUAUUGCAAAAACACCAGGUCCAGUCAGCUAUGGUGUCAUGUUAGGUUUUCAGACGGUUGUGGUGUUGUUAUAUAGUCAUUAGUAAAAGGUUUAAGUCUGUAGUUCUCAUUGCUGCAUAUUGGAGGGUAAUUUUAAUUGACAUGUUCUAUCUUUAUGCCUCUUUUGCUGCACAUGUAGCAAUGCAAUUAUGCAUGAGCAUGUGUCUGACCACGAGUUUGUCACCUCACUUCUCUUGACUUUAUUAUCUUUAAGUGAUCCUGGAUGUGUAACCCAUAUAGAUGAUUGGUUGCGUAUGAGUGCAGUGCAAGCAUAGUCACAGUCUUUUCAUAGAAAAAGAGAGGGAAGGAGCAGAUGAUCAAGAUUAGGUUUGGGUAGUGACCAGCAUUGUCUUAGCUGGUUUUGGACUGCUGUUUUAAAGUGAAUGUUACCCUUUAGCUAGUCUGUUUAUUUGCAGCUAGAGAGUUGAAAUAUGUUUUUAAGAAAACUGUAAACCACAGGGAAGGAUGUGUAGGCAUUAUCUAGAGUGUUGACAUAUUUUGACACCUUUGCCUUUUGAGUGAGAUAUCUAUUGUGAUUGAAAUUCAGUUUUGCACAUGAAUCCAUGUCACUCUUAAAAUGACUUUCAUGAUUAGAUGUUGGUGCAUUUUUGGCUUUAUUAGAUAAGACAGCUGAUGAGAAACAAGAAAUGUGGGGAGUAGACAGUGGGGGAAGACAUGCAGCAAAGGGUUAGGGCUGGGAGAGUCCAGCCUCUAAAUGCGGGGUGCUUAGACCGCUGCCAUUGGCGCCCGGUUUGAUUACAUCUCUUCCCUGUCAUAGCUCAGCAAGCCUCCAACAUUAAUGAGUUUGGGGUGGCUGUGGCUCGGUGGUAAAGUUUGUUGUCCGUCUAUUUAAAAGUUUUGGUCCUGCUGUCCACACGCCAAGGUGUCCUUGGGCAAGACAUUGGGCCCUAGUGUGUCCGCUGGUUGCGCCGAGCUGAAGGGGAUAAGUCAGAAAAACUGAUGAAGCUGUAAGUUUCAGCCUCAGCCAUCAGUGUAUGAAUGUGAUGUGAAAAAGUGAAUGUGACAUGUAAUGUGAAAGUGCUUUGAGUGGUCAGAGGACCUGAGACAGUGCUGUAUAAACUGUAGUCUUGCUAGAGUACAUGCAGCUUCUGUAAGCAGCUGCAUGUUAUGCUAAUUUCAGCCACUGUUGGUUUCUUUGGUUGUCAUGGUCACCAAAUCGGUUUUUGAUAUGGAAGUAACAGACUGUGAAUCACUGCAUAGCUGACGUGCUCAGUAACUGGUUCAGCUAGCUUCACUGCUAAAGCACAUAAUCUAAUCAACUAUAAUGAUGUUAAAAUCGAUCAGUUUGAAUAUUUUUUGGGAUUUUUUUACAUAUUUUUCUGCUUACUGUUAAAUACUACGCUAAUCACUGACAAUCUUAGCCUCUGUAAUAUUUUCUGACCGUUUGCAAAUGCAAGUUUGCUUUGUGAUUCUGAGCACGAGAGCACUAGGAUACAACAACUGACCCUUAGCAGAAAAAAAAAUCAUGAUUUAUAUGUCUGACAUUAUCCUUCCUCCUGUGUUAGCUUUUACUAUGCACCCACCAUGUUAAGGGUUGGUUUCGACCUGUGUCUUAAAUCAGCUGUAAAUUACACUAAAAACAAUUCUCUAUCAUCCAAUUUUGUUCUCAUCUCUAGUUUACCUUGUAAGGCUUCCUUAUCCAUGAAAAUAUUGCUUAUAAUAGUUUUAGUAGUGGGCUUCUGGGCCCCUCUUUGCCAGUGUACCCCUCACACAGACAUACUGAGUUGAUCUCACAUGUCUGGACAUGCCCAACAUUGUUUUUUGUGCAGGGUAAACAAGGCAAAAUGAUAAUUUCCUAAAUCUCACAUAAUUGGAAGAGGAUCUGACUGUCAAUGUGGUGCCUGGCAGUACGCAUAUGAUUUAGUUUUUGCUCUGAUUAUUAGAUAUUAAUCUAACCGAGUCAACAGCGACCCUAACAUGUCAAGUGCCAUAAUUUUAAUGACAGCAUUUUAUACUUAUGUCAAUUUUUUUAUUUUUUUUAUUUUGAUGAAAUAGAGGUUCCUGACAAAGUCAAAAAGUCUUAAUGCGAAAAAGCGAAUUUAAGUGUUUCUUUUAAGCAUUUAAAACCAAAAACGACAAUAAAAUAAAAGACAAUAAAUACCUAUCGAUGCACAUUAUAAAUCAGAACUUAAAGGGGAAACAGUUUUUGUCAGAAAAAGUGAAAUAAUCAUAAUACCAAUAUGUCAAGUUUUAUGGGUUAUUUUAGACCGUCACAUGAUGUCCUUUCCCACCUGACUAACACUGGCUAUCUGUGUUGCUACUAAAGCAUCCUGAUUCCCUCCUGGUUUUCCCACCUUCAAGUGCUGCCAUUUGCUUUUUGGACCAUCCGGCCAAAUACAGCAGCUCAUUCUUGCAGCUGUUCCACUUUUUUUCACGUCUUGUUUAGGCUCAUUUCAGAGACUGAAAUAUUUCCAGCCUGAAGUUCCUGCCACUAGAGUUCUAGUGUGCACUCAGAAAAGAUCUGGCUGGAAGUUGAUCAUUAUUGUGUGCACGAGAGGGAGCACACACGCACACUUGUGCAUGUCUUCGGGCUUGUAGGUGGUGCAGCAACAUGCUGCAAACAGCAUAUUGACCUACCAGGUCGAUGUGUGGGUUUAGAGCUCUCGUUCAAGAGUGAUUCAAACUAUCCAGAGUCAAAGCUCUCCAUGCUUUUCAUAUCCAUUCCUGUCAUUUUUUUUAUGCCAGUGUACAAUUUCUGUGCUCACUUCUCUAAGGAUGAGUUAUAAAAUGAUCUCCUACCUCACCCAGAGAACCAGGCAUCACACAAAAACCACCCACACUGCUGUUGUAUAACUCCAGCUCUGUUGGCGAAGUUUUCAAAAAUGACUUCUUUCCUUUUUUUUCUCGUCAGUUAGAAGGAGAGGAGUGUGUUUCUGUGAGUGUUUACAUGUGUGCACAUGUGUGGAGGUGUAAUCAGGCUUCUGUUGAUGAUUGUAGAAGAGUGUCCAGAGGGAAAGAUAAUAAUAGAUGCUAGAAGAAACCUUCCCAAACAGCUCACUGAUGAAAAAGCUUAUUGAGUCAAAGCCCACAAGGUUUUUGAAUAAACAUCAGAACAGAUGUGUCUGCAGACUGGUCUGGUUGUGUUUGUCUAAUGUUUAAUUCUCAUUGAGCAUAAGGAACGUUUUUGUGGUUACUCACAGAGGCUGUUGCACCGCCUUGACUCUGGAACAAAACAAUUGUUAUUUAUUUGGCAUUUUGAGGAACAAAUCAAUGUUAAUCCUGACCUCCUCGGAGCUAAAAGAAAAAAAAAAUACAUUAACCGAUAGGUUCACAGGAGAAGUGUAUUUCUGUUAUGAGGGGCUUGUAUGUACACGGAAAAAUCCAUCCCUUAAGUGGUACAAGCCAAAUGAAUCAAUAUGCUCUUUAUCACAAGUAUGUCUCAGUGGACUGCACACAGUAUAAGCCUUCAGAGAUCCAAUGAUCUAAGCGGUUGAGCAAAAACUCUCCAAACAAAGUGAAGUGAUUGUGAAAGUUAUACCUACAGAAAAAAAACACACAACACCAUGCAGGUAUAACAGCUCUCUCUAGCCUGCUCAUCCUCGCACCACUAACCUCUCAUCCGUAGAGGUUAUCUCAAAUGAUCACUGACUGUUAUUACUUUCUCUUUGGUGCACCGGCUGGUCCUGCUAUCACUGCAUUGUUCCACUCCUGGCCAUGACCCUUUCCUGCGUGUCCUCCCUUUACUCUCUACGCCUCGCAUUUCUGUAUCUCAAGCUGAAAUGAUGUAUUUCACCUCCAAAUUUUCAUCUUGUAUAGAUAUGUGAGAAAGUGCCUUUUCUUUUCAUCACCCACUUAGUCUUGUGUUUGCAAGCCUGAGUCAUCUUAAUAAAUAUUUUAUUCUACUGUAACUCUCUGCACCACCUGCCUCCUUUAAUUGCUUUAAUACUGCUCUGAAGUGGCACCGGAUUAUUAUUAUUAUUAUUAUUAUUUAUUUCUUUAUUCUUACAGCAGGCUUACAGCUUUAAAAACUCCCUCAUUUGGUCAUAAACUUUUUCUUAAUACAAUCAGUGCAAACUACUUACAGUAAUCUGUUGCACCCUAAUCUUGCAUUGUGACUUAAAGCAGAGCUAUUUAAUGAUAUCAGUGAAAAUCCCUCUCUUUUGUGAAGCCUGCUCCACUGAGUAAAAUACUAACUCGGGUCCAAGACUAGGAGUAGAACCCCUGUGCAAAGCCCAUUAGUCAGGCUGCAACUCUGUUCCCUCUUGCAGAGUUAAUAAUCCUCAGUAGUUUUUUAUAUCUGACAUUUGAUGCAAGAUUUGUGUAAAAAGCAAAAUAAAAAAUCUGGUUUAUCUGCAGGCCCUCUGAAUAGUAUUUUCUUGGUAGCAACACUGACAGAUGUGAAACAGAGAUUUCCUUUGUAACAGCAAAUCAGUCAGUAAAAUCGUAAUGAAUUAUUUACUUGUCUGGCAUUGUGUCAGGUUUUACGAGCUGCUACUGUCUAUUUGUGUAGACAAUUAAACACUGGUGUGGGUUGCAGUAUUGAGCAACAGUUACCAAGAAACAAGGACGUACUGUAUGGUUUCUGUGUAACAGUAAGAAAGCUGUUAUGUAAGGAAAAGCUAAUUGUUGAGUUAUUUGGAUGUAUCUCAGAACUUCAGUUUAAGUACUAAAACAAUCAAGAGCUGGAGAGAAAGUUAGGAAUCUAAAAGUCAACAAUCACUUAAGAAUAAGUAACAAAAACGGUCUUUCCUCCAGCUUUCGUUUUACCUUCAUUUUUCUCCUGUACAGUGAUGGCUGGGCGGACAGGUACGAUGUCACCGAUGGUUUCCAGAAGGAGGCAGCAGGUGGAAUCACUAUAAAGCUGAAGUCGGCCUAUGUGACCUGGUUUGAUGAUUAUUACCUGAACCUGAAGCCUGACUCCAACCUGAGGAACCCUUGGUUCCCAGAGUUCUGGCAGCAUCGCUUUCAGUGCAGACUGAGGGGACAUCCACAAGAGAGCAACAAAUACAACCGCACCUGCACCUGUUAGUAAAACACAGAUCUUAAUUUUCAUAUAUCCUGUUACAUUCUCCUUAUGAGCAUCUUUCUGUCUCUUCAGGGAGGGAGUCUCUUCGCCAACAGUACGCCCAAGACACCAAGAUGGGUUUUGUAAUCAACGCCAUCUAUUCCAUGGCUUAUGGCCUUCACGCCAUGCAGCAAACCCUCUGUCCAGGAUAUAAGGUGAAAUAACACAUAGUAAGUAUAUUUAUUUACUUUCACAAAGGGAUUGAUGAUGAUGACUGUGCUUGCCUUUACCCUGGUGCAGGGUUUAUGUGAAGCCAUGAGGCCCAUUGAUGGUCGCACGCUGCUGGAAUUCCUGAUGAAAACCAACUUUACCGGCGUGUCUGGAGAGGCCAUCCUCUUUGACCAGAAUGGAGACUCACCUGGCAGGUAAAGGUCACAUUAAUGGGCGUAAAGGAAAAGGAAGGAAGGAAGAAAAUUAGGGAGAAAAAAAUGCCAAAAUGAUAGCAUUCAUAUGUCUGAUACGGCAGGGGUGCAGCUAGCCCAUAGACUGUAUAUACAAUGGACAACUUGGUUCCGCCUUCCACCAGUAUACAGAUUUGAAGCCGAAAAGCUCUCGGUAUUUCCACGAUUUUUGUCCGUGUCCUGAAACCAACAUUACGCAGUAGCAUUGUACGCAUUGGGUGGGAGAGUUGCUGAGAAUCGCUGUUAUGACGCUCGCCUCAAACAGCGUAUCGCCGGGUGAGCUACGCAAUCUUUGUACACCCAUAGGCUGUAUCAAGUGUCAAUCAUAGAAAACCCCUCAGUAACUUUUAAAAACAGAGCUGUACAGAAAAAAAGAGGACUUGAGCACAAACCAGUCUUACAGUAACUACAUGUCAACAUCGCAAGCAGGGGGGAGAAAAAUUUAUAGUCUGUAAUAAAUUUCUAAAGUUUGUCCACAGUUCCAUAAGCUUUGCUGGCGGAGGCAGGAUUUAUGACCUAUACUGCAGCCCGUCACCAGAGGGUGCUGUUCUCAGGGUGGCUGUACCCAGCGAGGAGGCAGACGCUGUCCAUUCUUUAUACAGUCUAUGAGCUAACCUAGCAGUUGAAGGGUGUGUCGCAUAUACAGAAGUUGUGUCAAGGGUCCGAUUUCUGUCUGGGGCCUCUUUUCUUUAUGCCACCUCCUGCUCUCUCUCUCCGUUUUCUGCUCUAUCCACCGUUCUGUCCUAUCCAAGUAAAAGCUAAAGCCAAAAAUAGAAAAAAAAUAAUCAAUAUGGUAUCUGUGCCUCAGGUAUGAAAUCAUGAACUUCAAGCACAUUGGCGAGGAGGAGUACGCUUACAUUCAAGUGGGAAGGUGGGAUCAAGGCGGCCUGAAGAUGAACGAUGAAGAAAUCUGGAGUAAUGAGAGUGAAGUCAUCACGUCAGUCUGCUCCGAGCCCUGCCAGAAAGCACAGAUAAAGGUGCACAAAACUCAAACCGUUCUUGUACUUUCAUGUUUACCCAUGCAGCAUAGCACAUCAACCAACGUCUCCUAACAUUAACAUUUAAAUUACUUCAUAAAUAAUCACAAUUCUUGCAUUUAUUGCUAUGGUGAUUACCUCCAACCAAAAGAUAUCGCUUCAUACAUUCAUACUGCUCUUUAGUCUAGAGAACAUUUCACAGCUACGGUGAAAAAAAAAAAAAACUGUUAAGAAAGACCCACACAGCAAGCUUGAUUUGGUCCCACAAGUUUACAAUCUAAAAAAAAUGGUCCAAUCAGAUCAUCGAGUACCCAACCAGGGACACAGUAAAGCCCUUUGUUCAAGCUUUAAUCAUGUCCCAUCUGGGCCUCAGUAACUCCCUUCCAAAUCAAGGAAAACAUUGCUAUCUGCCUCGUCUUUAUCACCCCAGUGGUCUUAAUAUUAAACCGUCCUACACACUCUACACUGACUCCUUUAAUCUGUUGCUAUGAAGCUUUUUCAGGAAUUCAAAAUGCGCUACACACGUUCAUAAUGUUUGCAAACUGGUGCAUACAAUUAAAUUUGUAGUAUGUUUUUUUGCAACCCCAUGGUCAGAGCCAUUUUAUCUUCCACAUACUUGCAUAGUUGUUAUUCCCUCUCACUGUAUGUGUAUAUUCCUCUUUAUCAGUUUCCAUAAAUACUAACAUGCAUGUCCUCAGAGUGUAAAAAAAGCUGUGGUACCUCAGAAAACAAACUUAACCAUUUUACCCUGAUUAUUUUCCAACUAAUUUCCCCGCCGAUGAAAAGAAGUUAUGUUUAGUAUCUUUUUUUCGUCUUCUUUGAUUCCCUGAUGAAGAAGUCUUCAUUUCCCCGGUCUGCAGGGCAGUCAGAGUGUAUCAUUAGCCACAGUAAAAACCAUCAGAGCUUUGAGACCUGUCUGCCCUUUCACAAAGCUGUGAAUAUGCAUGUCUCCCCAGGUGAUCCGUAAAGGAGAGGUGAGCUGCUGCUGGACGUGCACUCCCUGCAAAGAGAAUGAGUUUGUGUUUGAUGAGUACACCUGUCGAGCGUGUGUCCUCGGCACCUGGCCAACAGACGACCUCACCGGUAAACACAUUUUCCCUGCAUGUCUGUAACUUCUAACAAAUACAAGAUUUCCAAACACACAAGAAGAUUUGGGUUGUGCAUUUACGGUGCACCCAAAAUCUCCUCACAUGUUACCUAACAUUUACACACCAAUUUGUGGAAAGUGUUUCCAGCUUUGAUAUUUUUUGCUGCUGCAGAAAAAAUAGUAAUUUUCACCCAAACCAAGAUGAAUGAGAUUCUUGCCAGAGUGAAAGAUUUGGCUGAAAAAAUUGGGCAUUUUCCUACCUUCUGAAAACACUUAUCUCCUAGAGUAAUCCAUUCAUCGUGUAAUAAGAAAAAUGUCCAUCAAGCUUUAACUCUGUUAAACCCCUCUUUUAUUCUCAUUUUCUCCCUUACAGAUCCCCGUAAUGUUCAAGAACAUUUAGCCUCAGCUCUUAAGACCUAGUAGACUACAGAUAUUUCCAUAUGAAGCUAUAUACAAACACAUUAAUGCACAUUCUUAAACCUCCUAUAACGAAUCAAACAAACCCUUCAUAUUUUGCCGUGUCUUGUCUCCUCACACUAUAUCCCUUUUUAUCCCUCAGGUUGUGAGCCAAUCACUGUGCAGUUUGUGCUUUGGGGGGAUCCAGAGCCCAUCGCUGCGGUGGUGUUUGCCUGUCUGGGCCUGCUGGCUACACUUUUCGUGACUUCAGUCUUCAUCAAGUAAUGAUUGCUUACGAAUGGAUUAGUCACAUCAAUACACAAAAUGAUCACAGAGUCAAAACAGGCCUAAUUUGGGGUAGCAUUGCAAUAACAUGCAGUAAUAGAAAUAGUUCAUCUUCGUCCUACAGGGCAAACUUUUUCAGUUUAGUCACUGUAACUCAAUUUCACUGUGUGUUUUUUAACUUACAGUACAUGAAACAACUUCUUCCUAAACUCUGCUAAUACAUGAAUCCUUUGGUGUCAUGAACAAAACCAACAGUGGGACCCAAAUGCAGGACAGUAGCCACGUUUACACGGACAAAAUUUCUUGAUCUGGUUAGAUAGAUAGAUAGACUUUAAGUUUUUCAUUUGUGUGCAGUUUGCUCUUGUUUUGCAGCAGAGAGUAGAGAUAAACUGUCAGCGUCUCUACUCUCUGUUUUCACGGCUCUGUCCACAUACAGAUGAUGAGCUGGAUGGGAAGGGGACAUUUAGAUAUGGAUCCAAUUUCCAGCUUCCUCUCUGAAGCAAAGUAGCAAACAGCAGCUCUCCCAGUUUGAUGAAAAACAAAAAGGAAAAACAUGCAUAAGUUUCUAACUUACUUACCAUGUGUGAAAGAAAUCUUUUGACUCAUUAAACUAUUUCUUUCAUUUUUCUCAAUCAAUUCAAUUGAAUUUAUUUGUAGAUUUUGGGACACCCCUGUGGUCAAAUCCUCCAGUCGUGAGCUCUGCUACAUCAUCCUGGCUGGAAUAUGUUUGAGCUACCUGUGCACCUUCAGCCUUAUUGCCAAACCACACAUAGUCUAUUGCUACCUCCAGCGGCUGGGGAUCGGCCUGUCGCCUGCCAUGAGCUACUCUGCCUUGGUCACCAAGGUACAUAUUUACUCUCUUACAUCGUUCAAGUGGCAUCAUUUUUUGUCAUGUUUCACUUCUUGUCAGUUAAAGGGAUAUUCUGUCGUAGAUUAAGUUAAGGUCAAACACACAACACUGAGUUAGACACCCCCUAGAGAGAUGAAUGUUGCCGACUGCUUGCUCCUCUAGUUAUACCAACUUUAGUAACAACCGCACGAUAGCAAUACACAGUGGUCUAAAGAGCCAUAAACAAACCUCAACCAAAACGCAACAAAUAAUGAGAGCGGCUAAACACAACUCACCUACUCUCUUCCAGCAGCCACUUGUUUGUAGGGAGAGCUCUGACCAAUCCAUCACCGACUGCAGCGAGGUGACACAGCUCAAGAAAGAAAUUUGUCUCUUUGCUAAAGAAAUUAGGCAAACUUAAAAAGAUGUUUGGUGGCUAGUUUUAUGGCUAGGACCCUAUAUGUGUUGUUGAUGAAGUCAGGUGUUGUUCUGAGCAUUAUUUGUGGCUACAGAGUGGCAUUUUGGUUGAGGUGUGCGCGUGGAUUCAUAGACCGCAGUAUAUUGCUAUCGUACGUUCAUUACUAAAGUUGGUAUAACUAACUUAAUUUUACGCCAAUAUCCCUUUAAGACUCAAAUUUUCCAUGUCUUUUUGUUAUGUCUGACUUUUAUAUCAAACCCAGGACCUUUCUGAGUUUCUCCAGUGUCAAAACUAAUAUUUUUACCCUCUCAUUGAAGGCCUUAUUACAUGACCUGAAGAUCAGAAACAUUCAGUUUUUCAUAAAUGUUGAUAUACUUUAGUAUAAAGCAGGAUGCUGGGGACAAACUGUGUUCAAAUUAAUCAUUAUGAAGUCAGGAGAACUAAACUGCCAAAUUCCAGCUUAAAGUAGUUUUUAAAGAGCCCUCACUGCUGUCAUUACACACUCUCACAGAGGGAGUGGAGGACAAACAGGAACAUUAUACAGUAUGCGCUGAACGUAGGAGUCUUUGGCAGAAAAGAGGAGUCAGCCUUGUACAAGAGUUGCACAUGAAGCUAAAUUAUAUAGGAUGGUUGUUUUUAGCAGUUUGAUAUGAUCUGAGUGUUUGAUAUCUAAAUAAGUACUUGCACAUGGAUGUAGCAAAGGUAUUUUUAAGGGGUAACUUUAAUAUUUCAGUUUUAUAUUUCACAUUUAAUCAGACACCGUGUCUACUAUCACGGUACAGUGUUUUGGAGUUCUUUUAGAGGGGUCAUCUGAGGAUACAGGAAAAGUAAAAGAGCUACCUCAAGAGUUUGGCUGAAGGCCAGUAGUCAGGGAGAGAUGCUCGUGUGGGCUGAGGUUGUUGUUUGAGAUCUGGGAUCUGAAAAGGGGAUUAUUGUUAUGAAUCAGUCAGUGUGAGCAGUAUUAUCCACAUUCGAUGCAAGUGAAGCCUGCAUUACCACUUGAUCUAUUUUUGAUUCCAGACCAACCGAAUAGCACGGAUCCUGGCAGGCAGCAAGAAGAAGAUCUGCACCAAGAAACCGCGCUUUAUGUCCGCCUGCGCACAAUUGGUCAUCGCCUUCCUACUCAUACUGCUGCAGCUAGGGAUUAUUGUGGCACUUCUCAUCAUCGAGCCACCACAGGUUUGUGUUUCAAAAUGUGGGGGAUGCUCGUUUGCAUUUACUUAGACAGAUAGACUGACCUCUGCCUGUCUCUCCUCUUAGGUGAUCUAUGACUACCCCAGUAUACGAGAGGUGCACUUGAUCUGCAAUUUGACCACUCUGGGGGUGGUGGCGCCUCUGGGCUAUAAUGGCCUGCUUAUCCUCAGCUGCACCUUUUACGCCUUCAAGGUACUUCAGCAUGACAGCAAUUAAUAAUACCCGUGUCACCUCACUUUACCUGUCUAUAUGUUUUUUUUUUCUUCUGCUUUAAAAGUUUUCUUUUCAUUCUUCUCCUGCAGACUCGCAAUGUCCCGGCUAACUUCAACGAGGCCAAGUAUAUUGCCUUUACCAUGUACACCACUUGUAUCAUCUGGCUGGCCUUUGUUCCUAUUUACUUUGGCUCCAACUACAAGAUCAUAACCAUGUGCUUUAGCGUCAGCCUCAGUGCCACAGUAGCACUCUGCUGUAUGUUUGUCCCAAAGGUAAAAACAUGUUCCCUUUGCACAAACCAGCGAAAGUUUGAAAAAUAACUUUGAUCAUCAAAAGAAAACUCUGAUCUGGUUUUCUAUCUUUAAACUGGCUGUUAUUUUCUUUGCUGUUUUUUUCCUGUCAGGUCUAUAUCAUGCUUGCCAAGCCUGAGAAAAAUGUCCGGAGUGCUUUCACAACAUCCACGGUGGUGCGCAUGCAUGUAGGCGACGCAAAGAAGGCUGCCAAGUCUGGCAAACCCUCCAGCAGCAUGGCCAACUUCUUCAGACGCCGCGGGUCAACGCAGGAAGAUAUCAGGUACAAGGAGGAGCUUUGCGGAUAAUUGGCUAUAAAUAAAUGUAUGUUGAAUUAUUUACAACCCUGGUGCCCUGUUGCUUUAUACGUCAGUCAUGUGAAUUGUGUUUUUAAAGCUGUGAAAUGAGUGCGUUUUCAUUCAUUACAUCUAAAAAGAGGGGAAUACUUAAGGUACAAUAAGGUCUUAUUUUGUAUCACUGACACUUGCAAAGGAUCAAAACCCACACAGCUGUCUUUAUUACACAUCUGAUUCAUUAAGGUUGUUUUAUCCGAUAUGCUCUGUGUGUUUCACUCCUAUUAUUGAUGUUUGUUUUUGUUUUUAUAUAUUGACACCAACCUGCUAAUGGGACUGGGGAUGGAAAUAAGAUGCUUGGCUGUAAUCCCAUGCAUUUACAUGUAAAUGUUCUUUAAUGUAUAUGGGUAGCACUUUAAAAUAACCACAAUUUAUAAAUGGUAAAUAGAUAGUUUAUUAAUGUUUAAUCAUCAUUUAAAAAACAGCAUAAAGACCAAUUAUGAAUGGCAAAUAGAUAGUUUAUUAGUGUAAGUUAAUAGUUACGUUACCAUUAACAAGCAAUGAAAUUAUGAUUAAUAAUUUUCAUUGAUUAUUAAUGGACUAUUUAUUAAAGGUUAUAUAGGGUUUAAAUGUUGGUUGUAAAACAUGUAGAUGAUUAAAAUGUGUGUCAGUAGCACUUUGUAAAUGGAUAAUAUUUGGUUUAAAACCAUCUAUAAACAUUACUCAGAUGGUUUUUGUAAAGUUAGGUUAAGGUUUUGAAAAUUGUCAAAUUUACAAUUUAUUAAUGGUCUAUAUGCUGUUUAUAAAUGAUGAUUAAACAUUAAUAAACUAUCUGCUUACCAUUUAUAAAUGGUCGUUUUACCAUUUAUAAGUUAUGGUUAUUGUAAAGUGUUACCUGUGUAUUGUCCCAUUUUUAAAAAAUAAAUAAAUCCUAAAUCGAUUAUCAAUUACAAAUGUACUGUGUAAUACAAUAAUGUCAUAUUGUGCUAUUUUCUCAAGUUCACUUUUUGCAGAUUUUUGUCACAUUAGCUAGUAACGCUACCAACUCAAUCAUGAUUUCCAUAUAAGAUACUCAGCACUCUAUUUUUUCUAAGGACUGAGUCUGAGGAGGCAACCAUGGCACGAUCAAACCUCAUUGACACUACCUUCCUCUCUUAUUAAUGAGCGAUCUGAAUUAAUCCCCCUUAAAGCCACAUACCUCAGCUGUUUUUGUUCACCAACCCUUGCACAGUCAUCCCUGCUGAGAUAUUGCCCAGAAAGAAAUUAUCCUUGUUAUCUCCUUAACUAGAAGUUGGAGCUGAACCCACCACAGUCCUGAGAAAAACUACUCUCUGAGCUGGAAAAAGCCUCUCUCAUUUGGGUUACGUACUCCCAGUGGAGUUUCCAGUGCCUUUGAGGAUUUUUCUUUCUAAGGAAGAUAAAAGAAAAUGUAGAGGGGUGAAAAAUUACAGUGUGAAAGAAGGGGGGAUGGUGGAAAUAGUGAGGAGGAGAAUGAAAAAUAGACCUCAGAGAAGGUGGGAGAGGGUCUUCUCUUAAUGAAUAAUGAAGAUGUAACUUUAUUUCUGCCAAAGACGUACUCAUAGAGUCUUUAUCCUACAGCUAGCUUCUUUAAUACUUCAUCAAAUAUAAGGGGGGCUGAGUGGGGCUCUGCCUUUUCAGAGGACUUUCCUGUACAGAGUGUAACUGUACUGAUGAGCAGGAAGAAUUGAUAUUUCUUCACUCACUUUUCAACCUUUUAUUUUUCAUCUGUAUUUCUUGUUUUGCAGCUCCAAUGGUAAAUCUGUGAAUUGGGCGCAGAAUGAGCGGGGAUACAGACCAAACCUUUGGAAGAGGAUGUCGUUUCAUGUGAAGAAAAAGGAAGCAGUGGAGGUGAAUCAGACAGCCAUAAUAAAGCCUUUCUCUAAAGGAGGAGAUACCCCCGGAGACACAGGUGCCAAAGAGCAGUACGAGGAGCCGCAGGCGUCUCAGCCCUCUUUCCAGGCCACAGAGGAAGGGGAGGAAGCUUUACCCACGUACAUAGCUGAGAACUCUGCUGGAGUGAGGACAAGAGGUGGAGAUAAUGACCAGGAUGCUGCUCUGCAGGACGGUGGAGACAUCAGUGUCAUAGGUGUCGGUGAAAUCGGCAUGGGGAUGAUUGGAAACCAACCUCAGGGCACCACCAUCAUGGACCAAAUCAGCUGCGUAGUUAACCGUUUCACUGCCAACAUCAGUGAACUUAACACCAUGAUGCUGCCGGGGGGAGCCACUGUCAGCACCACUGCCAACACCACUCUGCCCACAGCUACAGACCCCGCCAACUGCCCACCUCAGUACCUCGCAUCCAGGGGCAGACAGGCCCCUUCCACUGUCACCACAUACGCCGAGGUCGCCGCUGUCUCGAAUUACUGCGAGAACAGACCAGCGGGGAAAAUUUACGAGCACUUGAGUAGCAGGCGAGCAAAGGAUAUGGAGGAGUUGGUGGCUCUGACGCCUCCGUCACCAUUUAGAGACUCAUCUCUGAGCUCUGACGGCAGCUCAACCCACUCCAUGUCACCGGCCUCCGAGGCUGAAUAUGACCAACUGCUGCUGAGACACUACAGUCAGAGCUCGUCCUCUCUGUAAACUGUCUUACUCUGCCGUUUUUUUCCUCCUUGAUUUUCCUCCAUUUGGAUUAUUUUACACACAAAAAAGCCUGAGACUGGACCAAACUCUUGGAUGCCUUUCAUGAAAUGGAUAUCUUGAGUGUUUUAGCAUUUUCUGAGACUAAAUGUACCCACACGCAUCUCCAGUUGGAAGGACUAAGAGAUGAAUACACGGCUGCAAACGGCUUAAUGUUGAAAUGAAUCUGAUCAAAUAUCCAAGCUUCAUCUUUUGUCUCUGAAACUGAAACACUACACGGGCAUUUUACACUCAAAAUGACACAAAUUUCUAACUCUGUCUUAAACUUUAAAGACCUCCAAAGAGAUACUGAUUAGCAGAACAUGAUAAUUAUUAAAAAUAGUUAGCAGACAUAAGUGAGGGUAAUUUAUAUUUAGUAUUUCUUUGUGUUUUGCCAAACAUGGCUUUUAUUUGAAUCUCAGAAUGGCAUUGUCAUUUUUUACAUAAGGUAUUAGAACUUCAAGGUUACUUUAAUUUCAUACUAACAGCCUUAUCUUUUCGCAUUAAGUGUGAUUUCUUUUUAUUACUCUUACUAUUUCUUUUCUGUUGACUCUGUAAACAAGGUUUGUUGGUUUUUACUUUUUGGUGCAAACUGCCAUAUUUGAUACCUUGAGAGUGGAUCUAUAUCUAUUCAGGAUGAAACAACAACUCAAAUACUUUUUACCUACAAUUAAAGGUCAGUCACGAGUCACGACACUUCUUUCCUUCUCACUUGGCAAACAUUUUGAAUGGUUACUUAAAGGAGAAAGUGUAAAGAAGCUGCAUUCUGUGUGGCAGUAGGCAGGACUCCUCAACAGUCUCUCUUUUUUUUGUUUUUACCUGAAUCACAGCAUUUACCGAAACCACUCAGAUCCUAGGAGGACAGCAUGUCUUAAGGGAAUUUGAGGCGAAGUCUGCGAGGACAAAACUUCAUCAGGUAUCUAACCCACAAAGAGCUUACGGACUCCUUACAUUAUGUCGUUUCAACCCUUUAUGAUGUGACUUAGCUGAAUGUACCAUAAGUUGUCUUUUGAAGUGGACCAAACUACUCUCUGACGUCAGCUCCUACCUGCCGAACAAGCACCGCUCUCUGUUUCCAGUUUGCAUGAUGUCAAGAAUUGUUUGCACUCUUAAAGCUGCAUUUGUAAUGAAAUACUUUGAAUAACCUACAUGUCAGGCCUAUCGAGAUAAAUAGAUUCAGUAGCAAAGUUACGAUACGAUUAAUAACAUAUUUGUGUUUUUCAGACCAGUGUUUCUUGGAGACAGUUGAAGUGGAAGGUUGUGGUUUUCUUUAGACAUAAAUGACCAGACAUCUUGUUUUUUUAAGCCUGGCUUCUUUUUUUACCUUGACACUGUUUGUGCCAAUGUCUUCCUGCUGUAAUUACUGUACAUUAUAUUCAUGGGCAGAGAAUCUCAGUGUAAGCCCAUUUUAUUUCAAAAUGUUAAAACACUUCAGGCAUUAUUUUAAAAAUAUUUCAUGACAUUUAAUCGUGCUUCGAUGCAUGGACAUAUUCACCAUCUUUUCCUUUCCUCUGUGAUUUAUUUUUCUCCGUCUGCAAUCUGGCCUUUCUGCAGAUGUACAUUAAUGAAAGUGAGCAUUCACAGGCUAGCCGAUGUAAUUGAUGGUGUACAUGUGGGGGCGUCUGUUUGUUUAUCCGAGUCUUGCUUCAAUCUUUUCUCUCUGUACUUAAACACGGGCUGUAAUAUGUUCCUGUUUAGACAUACUUUGUAUUUUUCACUGAAUUUAGUGGUUUUGGUGUAAAAAUGAACAUAGACAGGCGCCUUAUUUGCAUGCAGGUUCGUGCUUCCUGAAAUUCUUAUCAGGUGCAUAUAGUAUAUUUGAAGCUAUCACUUUUAUGACUAUCUUACAGAGGACAUUUUUCUUGGUCUUAUGUCUUCAUUUGCCUUUCAGAAAGCCAGAAUUUAGUAUUUAGAUGUUUGCUGCAUUAAAGGUUUACAUCACAAAUACA